Saccharomyces paradoxus is the source of this 276-nucleotide messenger RNA. RefSeq lists its product as uncharacterized. The transcript has 2 exons. Bases 1 to 276 code for a protein of 91 amino acids. The record is from RefSeq and is a predicted model, not a curated record. NCBI's taxonomy places the organism in Eukaryota, Fungi, Ascomycota, Saccharomycetes, Saccharomycetales, Saccharomycetaceae.
AUGUUUCCUCUUCGAGCAGUGCUCGAGCCCUGUGUCAAGAAUGUAAUAAUACCCAUCGCAGAAAUAGUCAAAGAUAGCAUCUCCACAACCUCAAAGCUCCUUGCCGAGGAAACUUAUUCUUCUUACUCUUCUUAUUCUUCACACUCUCUCACAUCCUCAACCGUACUGAUUGGAACUACAACAACAACCGCUGCUAGCAGAAAAGAACUACUACCUAAUAGAAAAAUUAUAUCUUCCUCGAAACAAUCUCCUGCUUCUAACAUCUACGCAUAUUAA